Ectocarpus siliculosus is the source of this 759-nucleotide messenger RNA. NCBI's taxonomy places the organism in Eukaryota, Phaeophyceae, Ectocarpales, Ectocarpaceae. The record is from the annotation of a GenBank genome assembly.
UUGGCGAACCACCGCCUACCGCUGCUGGCUGAAGUCACCAGAAUCAAGCCGUGUGGUGUGUCUCCAAGCUCUCGGUCAUGGCAGAGCUAGGUGGUAAACGCAACCGAUUCCUCAUGAAGAACCCAGAGAACGGAGAUCUUAACCAGUACUGGUACUCGAAGGCGACAAUUGACGCUAUUGUAGCGGAAGUGGGGGAGUUUGGAUCUGGCGGUACCGCGUUUCUGUCCACCCCGAGCAUAUACUUCUCCUUGGACAGGGAUCUCAGGGCGAAAUGCAAGGUUUUCGACCUUGACACCAAGUGGGCGAAAGACCCCGGUUUCGUGCUAUAUGACUAUACCAAGCCUCAAGACAUCCCGGAAACGUUACGGGGUACAUUCGACAUGGUCGUUGUCGACCCUCCGUUCGUCACCAGACAGGUGUGGGAGAGCUACACGGCCGCGACGAAACUGCUACUGCGGCCGGGGGGUGCCAGGCUCGUCUUGUGUAGCACGAUAUUGGAGAACGCACCGUUCAUGGAGGAACUGCUUGGAGCAAGCCCGUGCGAGUUCAAGCCGUCCAUACCGAACCUUGUGUACCAGUAUUCGCUUUACGUCAACUACGACUCCAAGAGGCUUGCAUCAUGCAACCCGGAGAUACCAUCAGAGGCGUGAUGAUGGGUGCCAACAAAAAUUUGCGCGGAGAACUGGCUUCUUUAGUACCACCAAUCACCUGUACCGGCAGUGUGCUCUUGCAGACGAAUUUUUAUGUUGUUCGUUUUGU